ACUCAGUUCUGUGGGAGAAUAUAACGUUCCCCUCGCCAUGAGAGUCAAUAUCGACGGAUUGCAUAAUGUGUUGGAAUUGUCGCGUCAGUACAAACUCAGACUCUUCGUGCCCUCAACUAUAGGCGCUUUUGGUCCACAAUCGCCCAGAAAUAUCCCGACGCCUGAUUUCUGUGUCCAAAGACCUCAAACUAUUUACGGCGUCUCCAAAGUUCACGCAGAACUCAUCGGAGAGACUUCCGUUGCCUGCGAUUCCCUGGCGUGA
This is a messenger RNA of Oppiella nova, 262 nucleotides long. The record is from the annotation of a GenBank genome assembly. NCBI's taxonomy places the organism in Eukaryota, Metazoa, Arthropoda, Arachnida, Sarcoptiformes, Oppiidae.